UGAUAUUUUAUCUUGGCUCUAGAAAGACCGAACGAUAGUAAUUUUUAAUUUUAAAUAAAAAUGUACUCUAUAUAAUGUGAUAAUGGUGAUUAAAUUUAAAAUGUUGCAUUUUAUUUAUUAAUCUACAAAACAAAUUCGGCUCUGUGACGACGAUCAUAAUUUGUUAUUUAAAUGUAAUAUUUAAAAUUUUACCUGUGAAACAUAUUUUCGUGUUUAACAUCAAUAAAAAUGCGGAAUUGGACGUGUUUGUUCCCUGUGUUGAUUUUUUUAAUAACACUUACAUCCGUUAUAACGUGCCAGGAAAAAGAAAAUCAUUUGAGUACGGACACGAAGAAUUUUAUAGGAGAUGACGAUGUUUCUUAUUGGGAUGUUAACCAAGGUCCAAGGUUAAAACGCGAUACCACACAAAACACCACGAGUUCUAAUGACACAGUUGUAUCACAUCCGUCAAGCUCCUCUACAGAGAGCUCUCACAUUGUUUAUGAGGUUGGUCCUUCUAAUUCUUCAAUAUUGGCAGUUGUUCCUGUAAAUAUUUCAUCAUCACCUGCUCCGAAUGCCUCCGAUGUAAGUCCUUCUGAUGCUGCUCCACUUCCUGGUAAAAGUUCAGCUGAAGAUGAACAUAACAGUUCAAUGGCAAUAUUCUUUGUACUUUGCAUAUUGGCACUGGGUAUACUUCUGAUUCAUUUAAUGUUGCAAACAGGAUUCUCUUAUUUACCCGAGAGUGUUGUUAUAGUAUUCCUUGGAGCGCUUAUUGGUAUGAUAAUUAACCUCAUGUCAAUAAGAAAUAUAGCCAAUUGGAGAAAGGAGGAAGCCUUUUCUCCAACCGCUUUCUUCUUAGUUUUACUACCUCCCAUAAUCUUUGAAUCUGGCUAUAAUCUCCAUAAAGGUAACUUUUUCCAGAAUAUCGGUUCAAUUUUGCUCUUUGCAAUAGUAGGAACUGCUAUAUCUGCAUUUGUAAUUGGUGCAGGUAUUUAUUUGUUAGGUCUAGCCCAGGUGGUGUAUAAACUAAGUUUUGUGGAGUCGUUUGCAUUUGGAUCACUUAUAUCGGCUGUUGAUCCCGUGGCCACAGUGGCUAUUUUCCAUGCUCUCGAUGUGGAUCCUGUAUUAAACAUGUUGGUAUUUGGAGAGAGUAUACUUAAUGAUGCUGUGGCAAUUGUUCUUACAACCGCUGUGUUGGAUUCAAAUGAUCCUCUAAUGUCUACGACCGAGGCAAUUUUAUCGGCGAUAAAUCGUUUCUGGUUAAUGUUCUUUGCAUCGGCUGGCAUAGGUGUCCUAUUUGCUCUGAUUAGUGCGCUACUUCUAAAACAUGUUGAUUUGAGAAAGAAUCCUUCUUUAGAGUUUGGUAUGAUGUUGGUAUUUACUUAUGCGCCUUACGUCCUGGCCGAAGGAAUACAUUUAUCUGGUAUAAUGGCCAUCCUGUUUUGUGGUAUAGUAAUGUCACACUAUACGCAUUUCAACCUAUCAACGGUCACUCAAGUUACAAUGCAACAAACUAUGAGGACACUUGCCUUCAUUGCUGAGACCUGCGUUUUUGCCUAUUUGGGUUUAGCUAUAUUCAGUUUCCGACACCGAGUUGAGCCGGCAUUAGUAGUAUGGAGCAUAGUUUUAUGCUUAAUUGGAAGAGCCGCAAACAUCUUUCCCUUAGCCUUACUAUGUAAUAAGUUCCGUGAGCAUAAAAUAACAAAGAAAAUGAUGUUCAUCAUGUGGUUCAGUGGUCUAAGGGGCGCCAUUUCCUAUGCUCUGUCUCUUCACCUCGACUUUUCCGAUGAAACCCGGCACGUUAUUAUAACAACUACUCUUAUAAUUGUGCUCUUCACUACUCUUUUCUUUGGAGGUUCGACUAUGCCGUUACUGAAAUUUUUGAGAGCCAAUAAGAAAGUGAAACGUUCAAGGCCGUUACGUAAACAGAAGGAAGUGAGUCUGUCUAAGACUAAGGAGUGGGGGCAGGCGAUCGAUUCUGAACACCUCUCGGAAAUAACCGAGGAGGAAUUGGAGGUUAAUUACUCGCAUGCAACGAGGUUGAAGGGUUUCGUCAGAUUAGAUUUGAAAUAUUUGAUACCCUUCUUUACUAGAAGAUUCACGCAUCAGGAACUAAAGGAUUGCAAGAGCCAAAUGACAGAUCUAACCAAUCAAUGGUACCAGGCCAUCAGAAUAUCCAAUGACCACGAUACAGAUGAAGAUGAAACCAUUCAAGCGAGCUCAUUGUCGAACUCCCACACAAGCUUACAGAGAGGUGUAUGAGAUGAUACACAGAAUUCAUUAUAAUUAAGUAUAUUUUGUUAUAUUAGGGAUGUUACAAAUAUAAAAAUAAGUGGCACAUAUAUUUUUACAGCAAUAUUUUUAUAAUAUAAUUCUGAAGAUGUUUCUGUAAUUUCUUGUAGUAAUUUAAUGAAUCGUUAUGAAGAUAAUUGUAUUUUUCUUAUUUGUUACAUUCCUAAUGUAGAUAUUUUCUAAAUGUGGGAUAUAUGUUUCUAUGUGCAAUAAAAAAGUGUAUGCUAGGGAGGCUUGUUCCUGUUAUGAAGUAACUGUUGUUCAAACAACAAAACUUCGUUUUAAUUCAUAUGUUCAUGUGUUUUUGAAACAAUUUGCUUGUAUUAUUAUUAUAGUGCAAAUAGGAAUAAAAUAGAAGUGUUAUGCACCAAGCUUUUUAACAUAUAACAACACCAAGUGAUCUAAAUAUAAUUUCCAACAGUGUUAAAAGGUAAUAAAGUUUUUGGAACUAACAUGAAAAAAUUUUACAAGGAAAUGGCCUAAUGAAGAUCUACUUAAACACAAUAAUGAUGCAUCGUGCCAAAUUCAACAAUCUCACCGUUAUUGUCCUAACUUUCUUACCUAUUAAAUGUGAUUAUAUAUUUUAGUCAGAAAUUGUGAUGGUAUUACGAAUGUAUUAUUAGAUAAAUACGCACACAUAGUUGCUGAGCAAAUUUAUUAGUUUUUUUUUAUUUUUGGUUGUGUCAUAUCAUGUGUACUUAGCUUUUAUUGUACGGUAUUAUUAGCCAUAUUUUGUAUGUCCAAAAGCAAAUGUAACAUGUCAGAGCAAAUCAUAGUAGUUUAUGAAACUAUUUGAAUUUGUUAUGUAUUUUCAGGUAUUAAAAUAGUGUCUCAUACUAUCCAAAAAUUGUCACAUACGACCGUCCAAUAGGAAUUAUUUAUAAUGAGAUUACAAUUCACCCGUCUUAGAGGCUGUAAGCGUGUUAAACAAAUGUUUGUAGUACAAUUAACUUAGUUAUCAAUCUUAAAGUCAUUCCUAUAUUUUGUUGUCAUAGUUUUGUGAUAGUCGGAUAAUUUAUUAGUUGCUCUAUUGACUUAUUAUUAUGUGACGAUUUAAGAUCAUAAGGAUUUAUUGUUACUUAUAUUUCUUUAAUUAUUUAUAUAUUCAAUGUAUAACA
Danaus plexippus (monarch butterfly) is the source of this 3389-nucleotide messenger RNA. RefSeq names its product sodium/hydrogen exchanger 8 (gene Nhe1). Gene Ontology annotation, biological process: regulation of pH; sodium ion transport; proton transmembrane transport. Gene Ontology annotation, cellular component: membrane; Golgi apparatus. NCBI's taxonomy places the organism in Eukaryota, Metazoa, Arthropoda, Insecta, Lepidoptera, Nymphalidae. The transcript is spliced from 7 exons. Gene Ontology annotation, molecular function: sodium:proton antiporter activity. Bases 229 to 2241 code for a protein of 670 amino acids. The record is from RefSeq and is a predicted model, not a curated record.